This is a messenger RNA of Menidia menidia (Atlantic silverside), 2724 nucleotides long. Lineage: Eukaryota; Metazoa; Chordata; Actinopteri; Atheriniformes; Atherinopsidae. The record is from the annotation of a GenBank genome assembly.
GAAAGCAUGGCCCUGUCAUUGUCUUCUCCAUGUGGAUUCCCCUCUGAUGAAGAGGAGGAAAUGGCUGUGUUUGAGUCUACAGCAGCAGAGCAUGGGGGCAUGGCAAGACCGCGUCUAACUGAGAUCUCUGUUAUUUCUCCUGGCCUGGAGAGACAACCAUCCAUUAACAAAACAAAAGCAGCAGUGAAACGAGGAAGCUGCGAUGAGGGGGCCACAGAGAAGGUGAAGGUUUUUCUGCGCAUUCGGCCUCUGACUGACACAGAGAGCCAAGAGGAAGAGCAGGGUUGCGUUGCUGUCCAAGAUGAGGAGACUCUGCUGCUAAAAGCACCGAGGGAGUCGCAGAACAUGAGGACCGCAGAGAGGGGCAUCACGCAGAGCAUUCAUAAGUUCAGUUUCUCAAAGAUUUUUGGUCCAGAGACAACACAGCAAAAUUUUUAUGAAGGCACAAUGAAGAGAAUGGUAAACGACGUACUUAAGGGAGAAAACCGACUUCUCUAUACUUAUGGAGUCACCAACUCUGGAAAGACCUACACCAUUCAAGGCAGUGGUCGAGAGGCAGGCCUCCUCCCCCGGGCCUUAGUUUCCCUUUUUAGGAAGCUGCAGGGUCGCCUCUACAGUGCUAUGGACCUGAAGCCUGUUAUGUAUCAGGACGUGAGGCAGCUUGAGGCCAGUGAGAUCAAAGUGGAAGAAAUCCGAAGAAACUCUCUCCUCAAAGAGGAUGAGAGCCAGACUUCUCGCCGAGUUGGUACCACUACAAUCUGGGACAGUGGCGUUGGAGGGCUCUCUUCUACAACUGCCACCCAGUUUGAAGACACUGACAGCGUGUGCCUGGACCCGGAUAGCCUCUCUGUCAGUGGAGGGGACGACCUGGAGAAAGGGGUUCAGUUUUCCAUCUGGGUGUCCUUCUAUGAGAUCUACAACGAGUUCCUGUACGACCUGCUGGAAGCUUCCCCCUCCCUGCAGUCCAAAAAGAGAGUCACUCUGCGUUUAUGUGACGACAAACAGGGGAACCCUUAUGUAAAAGAUCUCGCGUGGAUUCAGGUCCGGAGUGCUGAGGAAGCCUGGAGGAUUCUGAAGGCCGGCCGGCGUAAUCAGAGCUUUGCCAGCACUCAUCUCAACCACAACUCCAGCAGAAGCCACAGCAUAUUCUCUAUCCGGGUCCUGCACGUCCGCCCAGAAGCCACCCCAGAUCAGCCCAUGCAUAUCAGCGAGCUGACGGUGUGUGACUUGGCGGGAUCUGAGCGCUGUAAAGAGCAGCGGAACGGUGAGAGGAUGAAGGAGGCCAGCAACAUCAACACCUCCCUCUUAACACUAGGCCGCUGCAUCACUGCCCUGAGGCACAACCAGAACAACAAGUCUCGGCCUCCUCAAGUGGUGCCUUUCAGGGACAGUAAACUGACCCGCGUCCUUCAGGGUUUCUUCUGUGGGCGGGGAACCUCGUGCAUGGUUGUUAACAUCAAUCCAUGCUCCUCCAUCUAUGAUGAGACUCUCCAGGCCCUCAAAUUCUCGGCAAUUGCCACACAGCUUGUCCAUGGCCCAUCCACAAAGACCAGAGUGGCCUACAUCCUGUCUCUACUUCAUCAGCCACCAACAAAUGGAAAUGAAAGCACAAUCAUGGAGGAGGAAGAUGAUGAAAGUGAUGUCGAAGACGGAGAUAUCACCUUGUUAAAUACUGAGGCUCUGCUGCAGGCCAUUGAUGUUCUGAAAAGAGAAGUGCGGCGUCAGCGGGAGGAGAAAGAGGUUCUUGAGGCUAACGUGAGAGAGCAGGUGGUCUCUGAGAUGAUGGAGGUCAUUUCUGGAAUGCAAGAAGGCUUCAAUGAGACUCUGGAAGCUGAGAGGGCCCUAAUUGAAGAGAGAUACGAGGACAAGAUAAUUAACCUGCAGAAGCAUCUGAAGAAGUUCUAUACUCAAGAGCUGAAGGAGCGUGAUCAGGAGAUUGAAGCCUUGGCGGCUCUCCUGGAAGGAAAAAAUAAGGACGAGGCCCCCUCCACGACGGCACCGGCAGGAGCUUCCGAGGGCCCCCGCCGCUCCCAGCGCCUCUCGGCUCAACCUGAGCCCAGCAGGCUGCAGGCCGAGCUGGACCAGUGUCGAGCUGACCUCUACUCCAAAACCAAAGAGCUGACACAACUGAAGACGCAGCUGGAGGUGCCGGGUUCCACCGGCGCCCUGACCGCCGCCGCCGACCGCAAGCUGCUGGAGGGCCAGCGGAACCUGCGGCAGCUGCGGCUGGACCUGCAGCGGCUGGGACUGGACCUGCAGUCCGGCGAGAGGGCCUGCUGCCGCAACACGGGGGGCGAGAGGCUGCGCCACACGUUGACCGCUGCCGAUGAGAAGCUAGCAAAACAGAAUCAGAUCCUGAUGGAGCUCCAGAAUGGCUUGAUGCUGGUUAAAGCAGACUUGCGGCGCAAAGCGGAGACCCUGGCCCAGACUCAGGCCGGUCAUUCCCAGCUGCCCCCGACAGGUUUCGCUGCCCCCAGCACGCCGGGCUCCAGCAAAAAGAGGGGCUGCGUGGCCACCGCUGCAAGUGACACUGAAAACCGGCCUCCACAAAAGCGCCCUCUGUUCCAGUCUCUGUUCCCGACACGCACCCCCACGCGUAAAUACAACACCCGCGCGGGGGAAGAAGCAAACUUUAGCCCUUAUUCACAGAUCCUGAGGUCCCGCCAGCAGUCUCCACCCUCCAGCCCCGUCCCCUCCGCCCACAGUCUCAGGAGGAAGUACUGA